This is a messenger RNA of Coregonus sp. 'balchen', 15247 nucleotides long. The record is from the annotation of a GenBank genome assembly. Lineage: Eukaryota; Metazoa; Chordata; Actinopteri; Salmoniformes; Salmonidae.
AUUGGUAUUUAAGGUAGUGGACACACCCUGUAAAGGAAACACACACCUCCUCGUCUCUAUGCUUGAGCUGCUGCUGAGUGUCCUGCAGGUCUCUCUGGGCUUUGUGCAGCUUCUCCUGGGUCUCCUGGAGCACCUUCUCCUGAGACACCAUCACAGUGUUCUUCACCUUGAUCUUCCCCACCAGGCCCCUCAGCUCUCCCUGCAACUUCUUGAUGAUGCCGUUGGCCUAGGAAGUAAACACGAGGUAGUGUCAAGACGGUACUUCACCCCCACGCUGAAUGUAUUUCUUCUCAAAGGGGAUGUGAUCAGCAUCAAGACAAAAUUGGUAUUAAUAUUUAGACUAAAAUAAGUGCAUGAGCAGACAAGGACUUGUGGAUUUUAACUUGACUGGAUUGAGACUGUGGCCAUGUAUUUUCAGACCAUGAUAUGCAUAACAAAAAGCCAUGAUUGGAAAUGUAAGUAACCAACCUUUAUGAGUUCCUCAGACAGGGAUUUCACUGUAGCCUCCAGUUUUCCUAUUUGGAGUUGUUUGCUUUCGGCAUUUCCUUCCACUGAGUUCUACACACAAAAAUGUCACUGUUUUUACAUAAUUCAUCAAUAUUAAUUUGAACAAAUAUCCUGGCUUUUCUGAUAGUAUGCUCUCCAUUUGCCCAGGGGACUGACUGCUUACCUUCUGUUGCUGAGUGGCUUCCAGCACUUCCUUGGUGCGGAGGACGAGCUGCUCCUUGUCUUUCAUCUCCUGCUCCAGGACUGCAACCCGCGUCUGCAGCUGGUUCACCUGACGCUCCCUCUCGUGACACUCCAUGUCCAGGGUGCCGUUCUCCCUCCGAAGAGACAGGGCCUGCUGCUUCGCUCGCUGAGACUCCUGUUCACACACACACUUGUCAGCAGGUUAUUUAGACAACAUUGGUGGUCAACAUGGUGGCAAGAUUUCCAUUUCUCUAUCAAAUCAGGAAUUCAAUAUGGAUGUCAAAAAAACAUGCAUGAUAUGAACCAACAGAUACUUAUCCUAGGAGUGUUUCAGACAAGUUUAAAAUGUCUUCACAAAAGUGGCAGUUUUUGUGACAUUUCCCCCACUAAAGGAAGGCCCCUUGCUCCCCCACCCCCACCUCUUCCAGUCCCAUUAGUUUGGCUUUGAUGUCGCGGAUGGUGGACUCGCUCUUGUAUCUCUUCUCAGUCAGGUCCCUGUUGGAGGCCUCCAGCUCGACCAGCCUGCUCUGCAGCUGCUGGGUACUCUUCGUGUGGGCUCCCUCCAGCUCCCGGCGCAGCUGCUCGUUCUGCUGCUGCAGCCUGGUUUGUGUCUGCACAGAGCCAGAUGAGAAACAUCAAAAGAGAAAAACACUUAUUUGGGGGGGGGGGGGGGGAGAAAUCAUAUAUCAUAAAGAAACAAUGAAAUCGGAUGUUCUGGGUUCAUGUCAAUGCUUAAAUCAUAUCAGAAGACCAUUUCUUUUAGGUCUAGUAGAAAACACAUUUUAAUUUUUUGGUGUAAUUCCCCUUUAAUUGCGCAUCUGGCCCUUUAAUUGUGCUUCUAGCGAGUGAGGAAUGUGCUGUCUAAUGUGCAGUCUAGCAAUGGUUCUGUACCGCUGCUGCUCAUUUCAUGGCAAAGUUAGCAAAUAAAUAAUAGAUGCAAAUGAUAUACUUCUGCCAGGUAAACCUAUUUUGCAGUUAACAUUUAAUUGAGAAGGUUUUUGGGAAAAUGUUUCUGUCAACCCGCAAGACAGUUAUCACAUCAACUGGCCACACACACACACACACACACACACGCACCAUACAGACAAGACAGGGGAAAUAUUUCUGGAAAUGAAUUGGCAGAUAGUGUUAGGUUUGGCUUUUUAAGCGAAUAGUGGCUAACCAGGGGUGGGGAUAAUGUCAAUGUUGCGUUGAUUAGAUAGUAGCUGGGAGCUUGCGGUGUCUACUUGUGAGAUUUGUUUAUGACAGUUUGCUGUGGAACAUGUGAAAAUUGCAUGUACUUUCAGAAUUGUUUGGCGAGCUUCUCAGGUCGGCUGCGAGCUACUGGUAGCUCGCGAUCAACCUGUUGGAGACUGUCACGAGAAUUUCUAUCUCUUAAUUAAACUCAAGCUUGAAUAAUUCCCAGAGGUUGUAAUGCUCUGGUUUUAAUAAUGAAUUAAACAAGGUCCACAACCAGCAAGAAUAAUCUGUAUGUUUAUUCAUGAGAGCUCUGGCCCCAAAACACACACACAGCCUUUUAUAUCCCUUCACACAAAGGAACUUUGCUCCGCCCACCUUUAGGCGGCCUGUACAUUUCCACAGUCUAAGCCCCUCCUCUGUUAGUAGGUUUAUAAUGAUAACCCUAACACAGUCAUCAUCUGUAUUGGGGUGGAACAAUUUUAGUCAUUUACCAUAAUUCCUCUAUCAGAGACCCCUGUCAUAUAUCAAAUAGAGAAGAAAAAAAACAAUCAAGGUUUUAUGGCUUCUGAUAACUGGAAUAGCACUUAGACUAUUUGAGGCAGUUAACUAAACAUCAGACUUAUAAUAUGAGAUGUUAUUUGAUACCUCCAAGGCGUUCUCCCGCUCUGCAGUGAGGUCCUGAGAGUGGCGACUUGACAGAGCGCUUGUUUGGCUGGUCCACUCCGACCGCAGCUUGUCCAGCUCUCUGCUUUUCUCCGACAGAGUCUGUAAGACACGUUUAUAUGAAAGGUGACCGUUUUAUCGGGACCCACUUAAGACGUUACUUUUCAAGUGGUUAUCACACCUACAUUUAUUGAUGAAUCAAUCAAGAUCAACUACUGCUUUACCUGUUGCGUGUAGCUGAGCUGCCUGGAGAGAUCAUCUUCAGUCUUCUUCAGCCUCUGUUCCAACUGCUGCUUCUCCUCCUGACAGAUCAAAAUGGGGGGAUAACUUAAAAUACAAUGAAGUUUCUCAGACUUUAGUAUACUGCAGUCUGUCUGGCCUUAUGGAAUCGCCCACGGUUCUUCAUAGGUCUGCUAUCAACCAUUCCCAAGACUGAGGUCACUAAGACAACUAGGGGUGGUUUCCUGGACACAGAUGAAUCCUAGUCCUGGACUAAAACCAACCUCAAUGGAAAAACUCCAUCAAAAAUGUUUUUGUUUUUUUAUCCAGGACUAGGCUAAAUCUGUGUCCGGGAAACCACCCCCCUAGUGUUUCUGAGGUAGUUACGGGAGAUUCACUGACCUUCACACAGGAGAGACAAACCGCCAGGUACUUCUUGAUCUCCACGUCAGUCCCAUGUAGCAGCUUCAGAGACAGGUGAGUGAGGUGCUUGAACGCAUUGGUCUCCACAACAUUGAGGUGGGCAGGGCUGUGGUCUAAUACUGGGGAUGAUGGAGAUAACUGGAGCAGAAACCUAGGGAAAGGAGACGUCACAUGUCCAUGAUCUCACAGUCAGUGGAGACGUUCAACGAGCUUAGAGAGAAUGGUCUCCUCACCUUGGAUUCUCUUUGUCUUGCUCCGAGAUACACUGGUUUAGCAGGUCUAUAAACUUCUGAGGAAAGGACGCAAAGUCUACCAACAGGCCCUGUUGAACUUUCAAACUGUUGACAGAGAAGACGUAGGAUUAGUGUAUGCACAUUAUAGUGGGCACAAUGACUUUGAAUUGUAAGAUACCUUUGAAAAUCCUCCUCUGAUAUGGCAAGGUUGUACAGAAAAUAAGGAUCGGUGUCAUCUGUCAGUCUCACCAGCAGAUCCUAGAAUGCACAAAGUUGUGUUAGCUACAGUGGCUAUGUUACUAACUACUACCUUGAGGGAAGGACUGACAUUUGGGAAAAGCAGACCUGAUAGGGAAUCCUUUCAACAGGGGAAGUACAUCGUCAACUAAUUUCAAUUAAGCAGAAUCCAGUCGCUAAUGUUUGCAGGUAAGCCCUUGAAAACCAUUAAGGUCCAUGAACAGCCUAACCCAUGCAUGCCUCCCCAGAGAGCCACCCUUUUGCAACUUUCACUCCCAUUAAACACCCACUAUGUGGCUUUAAAGCUUCAUUGCUCAUUAGGACUGGUGCUUCUCCAUGGUGACAGGAAACUUUUGUUGUUGUUGAUUUCUGUACAGAGGAAGUCACCCCGCUAUGUAUGAUGAUAUUGUAUUGAUAAUUAUAUCUUUAAGUUGGGUAUUUAUGCAUGGCCACGGUAGUAAGCAAUGCAUUUCGAGAUCAAUGUACUGGUUUCUGAAACAUUGCUCAUUCACACUAUAGAAAGGAGGGAGGGUGAUGAUGGGAACAGAAUCCAGUCUUGCAAAACACCAACCAAGUAGUCAUGGUUGUGAGCGCAACUUACCCUUUUGUGGACUGGAUUAGUUGUCAAUUGAAGCUCAAUGCUGACUCUGAUAUUUCCUCUCCUGUAAUGUAAAGUUAGCAAGAAAGAUGCAUUCAAUGUAUUUUAGUCGUAGCAUACAACUCCAUUGAGAUAUUUGUUAUCAUCAAGCGCCAUCUGGCGAGGAGUGCCGAAGAUGACAUGUCAAAUAUAACUUAACGUUCCUGAACAUGCUAGCUAGCUAGCUAUGUAACGCGUCGUAACACAGCUUGCUGGGUAGUCUGUAGUUAGCUAAUCGCUACUGCCAAAACCCGACUAUAUCAAAUUGAUGAACUAUCUAUUUAGACCGCAAGUGUCGAUAUUGUUUGAUAUCUAGUUAACGUUAGUUACAGUAGCUAGCUAACAUUAAUGAUGGCUAGUUGGCUAGCUAUCAAUCGAACUUACCUUUCUUCGCAAUCUUUGCAUUUCACGUGCACUUGCAAUCGCUUGUUGAAAAGUGUUUCUGUCAUGAUUGUUUCAUACUCCAAAAAAUGUAGUGUCUAAAUUGCAAAUACCAAGGUUAGAUUUGUAUGGCUUUUGUUAAAAAAUAGGCACUUCAAUUUCGAGUUUGGCGCUUCUCUCCCGCGAAUGACCGUUGAGGAAGCGUCCACUUGAGAAAGGCGCGACGGAAGUAACGUCGAAAAAGAAUGUGCGCGUUCCUGACCGUCUAGAUUGCAAUUGAGUGAUGGAGCAACAUAAAGUGCUGUUUCACUUGUUGGUCGGUCUUACAGUCAAACUACUACAACACCAAAUUACCUACAAGCCACAGCAACUACUGGAUAUAAAUGUGUAAAACAUACUCAGUCCUAGAGUUGCUGCCUCGUGAAAUGUAGGCCACCUGGAACGCCUCCCAUUCUAUGGUGUGUAGUUUGAUGACGCAGUAACGAUACGAAGUUGGAAACAUGGAGCUUCCCCACGGCGGACGGCGUAUCUGCACCUCUGCCUGGAAGAUGUGCCUUUUACGUGGAAAAGAAAAACCGAUACUGCAAAAUGAUAGUUGGAAGUGGAAAAGCAUAUUGUGGGGAACAUGCUAACGCGGUAAGUAGAGCAGGACACUACCAAAGCAUUCCCAGCCAGGGCUAGCCCCAUAAACUUCCCCCUGACCGUGGAGGGUUGUUGUAGGCUAAGUUACUGUUAUGGCAACUGAAGAUAGCUGACUAAACUCCACAGUGAAUGGAGUUUCAGAUGAACUCUACCAACGGAGUGGUGCAGAGACCAGGCUUCGUGGAAUUAAUCUUGGACUACAUCGAUUCGGCAAUAAACUAACAAAAUAUGGAGGAAGUAUAUGCCGCGUUCACGUGCUAGUCGGAACCUCAAAUGUUCGACUUGCUAACUGAAUGAACGCAGCACGUGUAUAACUACAAACAAUUAGCAAAUCAGGAGUUUCCUAGUUUAGACUUUCACGUGAACCAGGCAAUAGACAAAAAAAAAAUGGAUAAAGCCAUCACCCCAUUGUUUCCUAUGAGAAUGCUCAGUGGCACAUUUGAUGAUCAGGAAGUGUCAUUUCAGCAUGUCACCGUCUUACAACAUGGAGGAGUUUUUGGAAACGUUGCAUGUACAGUUUGAACAACUCUAGGAAGUGAUGGUUCGAUUCCCACGGGGGGCCAGUAUAAAAAAUAAAUAAUGUAUGCACUAACUGUAAGUCGUUCUGGAUAAGAGCGUCUGCUAAAUGACGUAAAUGUAAUGUAAAUGAUGUUGCAGGCUAGCUUAGUGCUGCCACCUCUCAUGGAGUAUCUCAAGUUGAAGGCCGACCAAGGUACUGCAGGCUGCCAUUAGCAACAAAAUUAUCCUUAACAUUUUUUUUGUUUGUUUGUUUUUUUGGUAAUUUAGCAGACGCUCUUAUCCAGAGCGACUUACAGGAGCAAUUAGGGUUAAGUGCCUUGCUCAAGGGCACAUCGACAGAUUUUUCACCUAGUCGGCUCGGGGAUUAGAACCAGCGACCUUUCGGUUACUGGCACAACGCUCUUACCCACUAAGCUAACAUCGUCUGUAUAUGAUUAAAGUAAUCGGUUCAAAUACAUCUGGUGAAAUAGAAGCAAUUAUUGGUAACAUGAUUGUGUUCUAAUUUUAUAUAUCCACGAAUAUUGCUGACGAAGAUCGCCAUUUCCCAAUUCACUAAAAUUGGGGAAUCCGGUUUUGAGGAAACAAUGCCUGCAGUACCGCGGUCGGCCUUGAACGUGAAAUCCUCAAUGCGAGGGAGCAGUCAAUCCCCCCUGGAUUCGCCCAAGGUCAAUACAAAAAAAAAUGAAACACUUACCUCGUACCUAUGUUUGUCCUCUGUGGUUCCUUGGCUUUCUUUGUUUUCAGAAAUCCGUACCUUUUCAAUAAACGUUAAUCAAAUACUACCACGACUGUUUCCUUGUUGACAUUCAAUUGGCACAUGAGCAUGUGCGCUGAGUUGCCGUUUUAGAGAAACGGCAAUGAACAAACAGUCUGUGGUUGUAUUUGAUUAACGUUUAUUACAAAAGUAUGUAUUUCAGCAAACAAAGAAAGGCACGCAACUACAGAGGACAAACAUAGGUACAAGUUAAACGUUUCAUGUUUUUUUAAGUUUUGACCUUGGGCGAAUCGAUGUAGUCGUAGCUGAAUUCCAUAAAGCCUGGGCUCUGCUCCACUCCUUUGAUGUUGAUCAGACACUUCAUUCUCCGUGGAGUUUAGUCAGCUACUGUGGAGGUUGAUGUUUACAAUACGAGGAGCAGCUAACUCAUGAGAUGGGAACAGUAACCAGGCUUCCAUCCAACCUUUUUAUGCGAGUAAAGUACAUGUCUGCAAAAAAAUUAAAUAUGACCGGCCUGAUGGAAAUAUAACAUUUUUCAGUAAACUUUCCGAAUGUCGACAAAACAAUACGCUAAAUAAGGGGGAUCUUUUUGUGUUGGUAAAAUGAAUUAUGCGAGAAUUGUCGGAGGAAACGCUUUUAUUCGCAAAUAUUGAUAUAAUAACAUAUCGAAGUAAACUUGGAGUCACGUGAUGACAUGUUGUGUGGUCCUCCUACUACGACUCCUCAGGAAAGCAUGCAGUUUAUUAGGCUACAGAUGAAAUAAAUGAUGAUGAACUUCACAGGGGUGAAAGGUGAUGAGCUUGAUGCUCCUUUCCAAUAAAUAUCGAGGGUCUUAUUCUGGUGACAUAAUCAUCGAUGCUUGGCUUCCGUUUGACAAAUAAAAAUAAUCUUGCUAUUUUGUCCAUAAUCUCAUCAUGUAGGCUAAACCUGGGCUGUAGCCAACAGCGCGCUGUACUGUAUCUGCACGCUUUUGGCUAGAGCGCACAUGCUAAUACCAGAGAGGGCACACUCGCUAUAUAACACACAUUUUUUUUGUGAGAAAACCAUCAGUAGAGUUGAAAAUGCGAUGGAAACCCAUUUAACUUGUAUUUAUUAUUCGGUACAUGGACAUUUAACCGCAAAAUGUGUUUUUAUGUGCAUUACGUCAUCACGCAGAGCCUGAAAUGGAAACAUCUCAUGGUUUUAUGCUGAUUUUAGAAUAUUCACAUGAAAAUCUGUCGCCAUUUGGAUGUAAACCUAGUUAUAUAACCCUCACUAAGUUUCAUAUUGCAACUUCUCGGGUGUGCUUUGUUUAGGAAAAGGACUGUGAGAAAAAAAGAAUACCAUGUCCUCUGGAUCCAAAACAGUGAGUUUGCACUUGGCAGAGACAAAAUACAGAGUUUUAAUAAGGUGAAUGGUACAAUUUGAGGAGAACCUCUAAAUCUAUGAUUUCUUCUGUCUUUGUAGCACUGUAUUCGAAGAACUUUUAGCAAAACAUCUGAAGAAGUGCAACUCCAGAGAGAAACCCAAACCUGUAAGUUGUAUAUACACAAAAAUAUGGACACAACAUGUAAAGUGUUGGUCCCAUGUUUCAUGAGCUGAAAUAAAAGAUCCCAGAGAUUUUCCAAACGCACAAAAAGCUUAUUUCUCUCAGAUUUUGUGCACAAAUUUGUUUACAUCCCUGUUAGUGAACAUUUCUUCUUUGCCAAGAUAAUGCAUCCACCUGACAGGUGUGGCAUAUGAAGUAGCUGAUUAAACGGCAUGAUCAUUACACAGGUGCACCUUGUGCUGUGGACAAAAGGCCACUAAAAUGUUUAGUUUUGUCACACAACACAAUGUCACAGAUGUCUCAUGUUUUGAGGGAGAGUGCAGUUGGCAUGCUGACUGCAGGAAUGUCCUCCAGAGCUGUUGCCAGAUAAUUUGUUUAUUUCUCUACCAUAAGCUGCCUCCAACGUUGUUUUAGAGAAUUUGGCAGUAUGUCCAACCGGCCUCACAACCAUAGACCACGUGUAACCACACCAGCCCAGGACCUCCACAUCCGGCUUCUUCACCUGCGGGAUCGUCUGAGAUUAAUUUCUGCACAAACUGUCAGAAACCGUCUCAGGGAAGCUCAUCUGCGUGCUCGUCGUCCUCACCAGGGUCUUGACCUGACUCGAGUUCGACGUCGUAACCGACAUCAGUGGGCAAAUGCUCACCUUCGAUGGCCACUGGCACGCUCGAGAAGUGUUCUUAAUGGAUGAAUCUUGGUUUCAACUGUACCGGGCAGAUGGCAGACAGCGUGUAUGGCGUCAUGUGGGAGAGCAGUUUGCUAAUGUCAAUGUUGUAAACAGAGUGCCCCAUGGUGGCGGUGGGAUUAUGGUAUGGGCAGACAUAAGCUACGGACAACGAACACAAUUGCAAUUGAUUGAUGGCAAUUUGAAUGCACAGAUACCGUGACAAGAUCCUGAGGCUCAUUGUCGUGCCAUUCAUCUGCCACCAUCACCUCAUGUUUCAGCAUGAUAAUGCACGGCCCCAUGUCGCAAGAAUCUGUACACAAUUCCUGGAAGCUGAAAAUGUCCCAGUUCUUCCAUGGCCUGCAUACUCACCAGACAUGUCACCCAUUGAGCAUGUUUGGGAUGCUCUGGAUCGACGUGUACGACAGCGUGUUCCAGUUCCUGCCAAUAUCCAGCAACUUCACACAGCCAUUGAAGAGGAGUGGGACAACAUUCCACAGGCCACAAUCAACAGCCUGAUCAACUCUAUGCGAAGAAGAUGUGUCGCGCUGCAUGAGGCAAAUGUUGGUCACACCAGAUACUGACUGGUUUUCUGAUCCACGGCCCUACCUUUGUUAUUAAGGUAUCUGUGACCGAAAGAUGCGUAUCUGUAUUCCCAGUCAUAUGAAAUCCCUAGAUUAGGGCAUAUUUAAUUUAUUUCAAUUGAUUGAGUCCCUUAUAUGAACUGUAACUCAGUAAAAAAAUUGCAUGUUGCGUUUAUUUUUUCUUCAGUGUAAUUACGAGAAUAUAUACAGUGAGGGGAAAAAAGUAUUUGAUCCCCUGCUGAUUUUAUACGUUUGCCCACUGACAAAGAAAUGAUCAGUCUAUAAUUUGAAUGGUAUGUUUAUUUGAACAGUGAGAGACAGAAUAACAACAAAAAUAUCCAGAAAAACGCACGUAAAAAAUGUUAUAAAUUGAUUUGCAUUUUAAUGAGGGAAAUAAGUAUUUGACCCCCUCUCAAUCAGAAAGAUUUCUGGCUCCCAGGUGUCUUUUAUACAGGUAACGAGCUGAGAUUAGGAGCACACUCUUAAAGGGAGUGCUCCUAAUCUCAGCUUGUUACCUGUAUAAAAGACACCUGUCCACAGAAGCAAUCAAUCAAUCAGAUUCCAAACUCUCCACCAUGGCCAAGACCAAAGAGCUCUCCAAUGAUGUCAGGGACAAGAUUGUAUACCUACACAAGGCUGGAAUGGGCUACAAGACCAUCGCCAAGCAGCUUGGUGAGAAGGUGACAACAGUUGGUGCGAUUAUUCGCAAAUGGAAGAAACACAAAAGAACUGUCAAUCUCCCUCUGCCUGGGGCUCCAUGCAAGAUCUCACCUCGUGGAGUUGCAAUGAUCAUGAGAACGGUGCGGAAUCAGCCCAUAACUACACAGGAGGAUCUUGUCAAUGAUCUCAAGGCAGCUGGGACCAUAGUCACCAAGAAAACAAUUGGUAACACACUACGCCGUGAAGGACUGAAAUCCUGCAGCGCCUGUAAGGGUCCCCCUGCUCAAGAAAGCACAUAUACAUGCCCGUCUGAAGUUAGAGGAGAACUGGGUGAAAGUGUUGUGGUCAGAUGAGACCAAAAUUGAGCUCUUUGGCAUCAACUCAACUCGCCGUGUUUGGAGGAGGAGGAAUGUUGCCUAUGACCCCAAGAACACCAUCCCCACCGUCAAACAUGGAGGUGGAAACAUUAUGCUUUGGGGGUGUUUUUCUGCUAAGGGGACAGGACAACUUCACCGCAUCAAAGGGACGAUGGACGGGGCCAUGUACCCUCAAAUCUUGGGUGAGAUCCUCCUUCCCUCAGCCAGGGCAUUGAAAAUGGGUCGUGGAUGGGUAUUACAGCAUGACGACCCAAAACACACGGCCAAGGCAACAAAGGAGUGGCUCAAGAAGAAGCACAUUAAGGUCCUGGAGUGGCCUAGCCAGUCUCCAGACCUUAAUCCCAUAGAAAAUCUGUGGAGGGAGCUGAAGGCUAUUUCACCUUUAUUUAACCAGGUAAACCAGUUGAGAACAAGUUCUCAUUUACAACUGCGACCUGGCCAAGAUAAAGCAAAGCAGUGCGAUUAAAAACAACAACACAGAGUUACAUAUGGGGUAAAACAAAACAAAGUCAAAAAUACAACAGAAAUACAUAUAAUAUACAGUGUGCAAAUUUAGCAAGUUAUGGAGGUAAGGCAAUAAAAUAGGCUAUAGUGCAAAAUAAUUACAAUUUAGUAUUAACACUGGAAUGAUGUGCAAGAGAUGAUGUGCAAAUAGAGAUACUGGGGUACAAAUGAGCAAAAUAAAUAACAAUAUAGGGAUGAGGUAGUUGGGCGGGCUAAUUUCAGAUGGGCUGUGUACAGGUGCAGUGAUCGGUAAGGUACUCUGACAACUGAUGCUUAAAGUUAGUGAGGGAGAUAAGUGUCUCCAGCUUCAGAGAUUUUUGCAAUUUGUUCCAGUCAUUGGCAGCAGAGAACUGGAAGGAAUUGCGGCCAAAGGAGGUGUUGGCUUUGGGGAUGACCAGUGAGAUAUACCCGCUGGAGCGCAGACUACGGGUGGGUGUUGCUAUGGUGACCAAUGAGCUAAGAUAAGGCGGGGAUUUGCCUAGCAGUGAUUUAUAGAUGGCCUGGAGCCAGUGGGUUUGGCGACGAAUAUGUAGUGAGGACCAGCCAACAAGAGCGUACAGGUCACAGUGGUGGGUAUUAUAUGGGGCUUUGGAGACAAAACGGAUGGCACUGUGAUAGACAACAUCCAAUUUGCUGAGUAGAGUGUUGGAGGCUAUUUUGUAAAUGACAUCGCCGAAGUCAAGGAUCGGUAGGAUAGUCAGUUUUACGAGGGCAUGUUUGGCAGCAUGAGUGAAGGAGGCUUUGUUGCGAAAUAGGAAACCGAUUCUAGAUUUAACUUUGGAUUGGAGAUUCUUAAUGUGAGUCUGGAAGGAGAGUUUACAGUCUAACCAGACACCUAGAUAUUUGUAGUUGUCCACAUACUCUAGGUCAGACCCGUCUAGAGUAGUGAUUCUAGUCGGGUGGGCGGGUGCAAGCAGCGUUCGGUUGAAGAGCAUGCAUUUAGUUUUACUAGUGUUUAGGAGCAGUUGGAGGCUACUGAAGGAGUGUUGUAUGGAAUUGAAGCUCGUUUGGAGGUUUGUUAACACAGUGUCCAAUGAAGGGCCAGAUGUAUACAAAAUGGUGUCGUCUGCGUAGAGGUGGAUCUGAGAGUCACCAGCAGCAAGAGCGACGUCAUUGAUAUACACAGAGAAAAGAGUUGGCCCAAGAAUUGAACCCUGUGGCACCCCCAUAGAGACUGCCAUAGGUCCAGACAACAGGCCCUCCGAUUUGACACAUUGAACUCUAUCUGAGAAGUAGUUGGUGAACCAGGCGAGGCAGUCAUUUGAGAAACCAAGGCUAUUUAGUCUGCCAAUAAGAAUGCGGUGGUUGACAGAGUCGAAAGCCUUGGCCAGGUCAAUGAAAACGGCUGCACAGUACUGUCUAUUAUCGAUCGCGGUUAUAAUAUCAUUUAGGACCUUGAGCGUGGCUGAAGUGCACCCAUGACCAGCUCGGAAACCGGAUUGCAUAGCGGAGAAGGUACGGUGGGAUUCGAAAUGGUCGGUGAUCUGUUUGUUGACUUGGCUUUCAAAAACUUUUGAAAGGCAGGGCAGGAUGGCAAAGUUGACAAACAUCAGCCUCAACCUUAAUGACUUGGAGAAGAUCUGCAAAGAGGAGUGGAACAAAAUCCCUCUUGAGAUGUGUGCAAACCUGGUGGGCCAACUACAAGAAACAUCUGACCUCUGUGAUUGCCAACAAGGGUUUUGCCACCAAGUACUAAGUCAUGUUUUGCAGAGGGGUCAAAUAUUUAUUUCCCUCAUUAAAAUGCAAAUCAAUUUAUAACAUUUUUGACAUGCGUUUUUCUGGAUUUUCUUGUUGUUAUUCUGUCUCUCACUGUUCAAAUAAACCUACCAUUUAAAAUUAUAGACUGAUCAUUUCUUUGUCAUUGGGCAAACGUACAAAAUCAGCAGGGGAUCAAAUACUUUUGUCCCUCAAUGUACCCAGGUAUCUCAAAAUACAUAGGCCUAUAUGUCCCUGCUACUAUCAGCCUACAUUUAUUAACCUUUCUUUCUCCUAUGCAAAUGUAGGUGUUCUAUGUGCAAGAUAUUAAUGCUGGACCAUCCAUUGAUGAGGACACCCCCAACGAUGAGGUAAUGUCAGACGCAUACACAUUGACGUGAAAGUGAAUUCUCAACAUUUUGCUAGUGUUGGAAGCUUAGCUGAUUUCACCAUUCAUAGUCACUAAAGUGGAAGACCCUCUGCAACAUGAUUUACUAGAAACUGGGUGUAUGUCUAAUGAGCAGAACCUUAGAAAGAUGCUGACAUUACCUACAAUAGACACACCAUGAUUAAGGCCAUACUUACAUGAUUAACUUUUAUUAAGGUACCCUUAUCGGAUCGCAGUAAAGCAGAGCUGGACCUGCUCAUAGAAAAACUGAAGACUGGCGUCAAAGGUAAGCAAUACCUAACAUCAUUCAUUGCAUUCAUUGACAUGCUUAACAUGAUUAAUCCAACGUGGUGUUUUUAAUGUAUGAGCCCCCAAUGCUUCUGCAGGGUUCAAAUGCAAACAUGAAGAAAGAAUACAAUCUCACCCUGCUCUUCAUGAAGCUUUGAAUGAUCCAAAGAAUGGGGACUCUGCGUUCAAACACCUGAAGCAACAGGUACUUUAAUUUGAACUCGCAUGAUUUGAAUUGAGUUAUAUUCAUUAUCUUUUGAUAUAAAUGAAUUUAUGAUUUGCCUGUUUUAAAAGGCGUCCCUUUUAGGAAACAUGGAGGAUUUGCACUUGCUUGGACCUAACCGGUGUUUUGUUGAGUUUGGUGCAGGGAAAGGCAAGCUUUCCCACUGGAUCCAUGUCGCUCUGAAAGCCUAUGACGACAUCCAUUUCCUGCUUGUGGAAAGAUCAAGCACUCGUUUUAAAGUAUGACACCACCUGUUAGGCUAUGUUUUAUCUUUCAAACCAUUUAUACAUAAAGUGAUUUAUUUGGCUGUGUACACAUCUUCACUGUUAGGUAAUUGUCCCCCCAAUUCAUUAUCUAAUUCAGGUAGAUGGCAAACACCAAAAUGCUGAUACAAAAUUUGAAAGACUACAAGUGGAUAUUCAGCACCUUGAUUUGCGUAAGUAACUAAAUUAAAUGCCAAAUUUCAUUUCAAUAAUACUUAUUCAUAUAAAACAGUCAAUCAGUUAUCAUAUAAGAUGUCAUCACAUAUAGGCACCAUACCCUGUAAGUGUUUUCUGGAGGUGAAGUGGAUUGUACUUUUCAACACAGUGAAAGAGAUGUCACGCCCUCUAAAAAUCAACGCAAUGAGAUCACCCUUCAAACAUAAGUGGGCAAUGACAAAUAGCCUGGGAAGCACACUUAUAUAUUAUGAAGAUUAGAAAGAUUUUUACAGCUAAGUGCAGAGUUGAUUUAAGAAUUGAACAAAGCAUUAGCAGGCACGAUGAGUUGAGCUUUUCUGAAACCUUUUCCUGUUAUUUGCAUUUUAGGUAAAGUUCCUCUCCUCCAAGAAAAGGGACUUCCAGUGGUUGGAGUGGGCAAACACUUGUGUGGCGCAGCAACUGGUAAGACCAGGCACUACAUCUCUGAGUACUAGGGCUCACCUGGGGGGAAAGAUCUUGUUCUUGAAUCUUGAAUGGUGUUGAAUUUUGAAAGGCAGCAUAGAAGUGGUUCCAAAUAGAAUAGUAAUUGAUUAAUGCAUCUUUGAUUCACUCCUUGCUCACUAACCUCCACCGCUCUAAAUAGACCUUGCUCUUCAAUGCCUACUGGGCAGCUCGGAGACUGCGCCCCAUGGGAUCGAAGGUCAGCCGCCCAGCAAGCGCUCAAAGCUCCAGCAGCAGCCUGGAGAGUCUACAGGAACGGAGCUAGAGCCCAUUCCCAGGGCAGCAGGGGAGACUGCUGCCGGCAGGGAGCUGAGGGUGGGUGGGGUGGCCAUCGCCUUGUGCUGCCACCACCGCUGUGACUGGAGGCAUUAUGUAGGCAAGGAGUUCUUCAAGGAGAGAGGACUAGGUGCCUCUGAGUUCGCUGCCUUCCUGCGCAUGUCAAGUUGGGCAACCUGUGGCUUGCGACAAGCCAGACAGACCUCCCCACCACAAGGUCAAACUGACCAAACGUUUGAGGAAGAGGAGCACGAGGCGACAGAAGAGGCUGAACUAGACAGCUUGAAAGGGUGAGUAUUGGGGUUGACCUUUAGAGACAUAAAUUGCAUCCAUGUCGCUUAGUCACUGUAACAUAGACUGUGAAGACCUGUCGUCACAUUAUUGUGUCCGUCAUAAACCUUAAUUGAUUAAUCUUUUUUUCCUGUACUAUUAGAGUGUUGAAUGCUGAGGACCGUGAACACAUAGGACGCCUGUGCAAGCUGCUGAUUGACCAGGGCAGGGUUCACUUCCUGCAGCAGAAGGGAUUUGACUCCCGCUUACUCUACUACACCAGCACAGACGUUUCUCUAGAAAACGUGUUGCUAACUGCACUUCCCGCCUCA